Messenger RNA from Gymnodraco acuticeps, 3040 nucleotides. RefSeq names its product cytokine receptor common subunit gamma-like. The coding region runs from base 74 to 1117 and encodes 347 amino acids. NCBI's taxonomy places the organism in Eukaryota, Metazoa, Chordata, Actinopteri, Perciformes, Bathydraconidae. Gene Ontology annotation, molecular function: cytokine receptor activity; protein binding. The record is from RefSeq and is a predicted model, not a curated record. Gene Ontology annotation, biological process: cytokine-mediated signaling pathway. The transcript is spliced from 8 exons. Gene Ontology annotation, cellular component: external side of plasma membrane; membrane.
AUAACAUUUGCCACAUAUCGAGACUGAGAAGUAGAUCUGCGCAGAUCCUGAGAGCAUCCUGUUUCUGUUUGACAUGAUGGCGACGAGACUGCUUCUGUUUCUCUGUCUGACGGGACAUGUGUUUGCCAAAGAACCACCUGAUGUGGAGUGUUUAGUGAUGCAUCUGGAAUAUAUUCAUUGUUCCUGGAAUAAGGACCGGACUCCAGAGGUCAAUUACACCUUCUAUAGCUGGUUCCCCUACAAAACACCCGGAGAGUGCCCCAGCUAUCUUUCAGAGAACAGCAUAAACACUGGAUGCAAACAGCCUUAUUUACAAAUAGGUGAUAGGUUCUCCGACUUUACCACCAAACUGGUACAUGGAAACGACAGUUAUGAAAAGAAACAUGAACUCAAAGAGAGAGUCAAGUUCAAUCCUCCCUACAAAGUGACAGUCCAGUUUGGAUUGGACUCGAACCUGUGGCUCAACUGGACCCAGAUUUCUCAUUGUGUGGAGAGUCAAGUUCGCUACAGGAUCAACAGCAAGGCGUGGAUGACGUAUCCAGUGAGGGCUGGGAUUCAGAAUUACUGCAUCAACUUGCCCUCCAGUGCCUUGUAUGAGCUGCAGGUGCGGAGCAAAUUGGAGAACCACUGUGGAGGCAGUCAAAACUCUUUCUGGAGCGACUGGAGUGAGCCUGUGUUCUGGGGCUCCAAAAACAACAGCACAGACACUCCUCACAUGAACAGCUCGAUGUCUGUGUGGACUCCAGUGCUGUAUGGGUUGGGUGCUUUCAUCCUCAUCCUACUGGUCAUGAUGUUGCUACACCAUGAAAGAAUCAGAAUCAUCUUGAUCCCUGUGGUCCCCAAGCCAUCCUUACCUCCUAAUGUCGAGGAUUGGUUUCAGUUCCCCAAGGGCCUGAAAGAGAGUUUUAAGGACAAUGAGCGUCCCUGUCCUGUCCGUGAGUACUGUCAUGUCCCUGAGUCUGACAGCGAGAGCUCUGACUGCUCCACCUGCUCCGGCACCACCGACCAAACCGACUGCUCCGUCUCCAUCCCUGUGAACGAAUCUGACCUGCCUACUUCCUGUUCCUCUUCCACCUCCACAGUCUCACCUGAGGAGGAGAAGCAGGAUUCUGUUUAGGUGGCAUGUCAGUCAGGGUUGUGUUUCUUAAAACGUUAUAAUUCUGAUUGUAUUUUACUGACACAAAAUGGAAAUCAUGAUUUCCCUGAUGAACAGAGAUCAGUUUGAAGCCCAUAUAAUCAACUGGUCCAUUAAAGGUAUACAUGUUUAAGAAUACCAAAAACCUGAUGCAGUAGUUACAUAUAUAAAAAAAUAUUUCAAAUUCAGUCACUCAUUCUUUUAGUUUAUUUGAUCAAAAUUAAAAACUCUGAACCACUUAAUUGAUAAUAUUACUUUGCAGUAAGUGCAGUAAGUAACUCAGUGACAAAGUUUACUGUAUUACAACGUUUUCUCUUUCUCUAUCAGUGGUCUGUAUAUUCUGCCCCAGGAGAACAGAUUGAAGUUCCUAUCCCAUAUCAUAAAAAAGGAUAUUUAAACUUCCAUUUCCUCUCAUACCUUACAACGACUGAUUUAAGCAUGGCUGUCAGUUGAAAAACAAAAAAGUCCUUUACACCUAUUAGUUGUUCCUUAAACAAAUAUUUAACAGAAAUUAGUUCAUCAUGUCAUCAAUCCAAAACCCCAGCUUAAAAUGACAUAAUCAAAUCAAAUCAAGUUUUAUUUAUAUAGCACAUUUAUAAACGAUUUUUGGUCAAGCCAAUGUGCUGUACAUAUAAUAAAAAUAGCCUACAGUAGAGACACUUUACAGCUAAUACAACAGCACAGAUUGUUCAGAAUAUCAGUAUGAGAAAAAACGACACCCUCUAUCCUUAGACCCUCACAUCGUACAAGGAAAAACUUCCGGAAAAACCCCACAGUUUAAAGGGAAAAAAUGGGAGAAACCUCAGGGAGAGCAACAGAGGAGGGAUCCCUCUCCCAGGACGGACAGACGUGCAAUAGGUAGUCCAAAUGUUAGGAAAUGCAUGUCUCUAAUAAGAAGAUGAAUCUACAAAGAUGUCAACUACAAUCCUGUGGGAGCCUUCAGGGAGGCAGCAUGACGAGACCCAGGCAGGACCGCAGAGACAGGUUUAGUCACGACCCGAAGUAUGAUGAAUGUAACCUCAAUGAAGCAGAAGGAAAGGCCCCAAUACAAUUACUGAAUGAGAUUGUAUAUCAGUAUCGUCAUCAGGGCACUUACAUUGUGAUAAAAAAGCGUAAUCACUGGCUUCUUUAUUUUUGCUUCUGUCAGAUAUUAUAUCUUAAGUUUUAAUCGUUCGCCUUAAUCAAGUUAAGCAAAAUGUCUUUGAUUAGUAUUGAUAUGUGUAGAUUUUUCUUACAUUUACCUUUUGUAUGUACAUAUAGUGUUGCGUAAAUAUGAGUAAUAAUAAGUCCUAAAUUGCUUGAAUCAUCAUGUAAUCCAAACUUCAAUUAAUUUAGAUAUGUAUGUCCCUUUUUGGUACACACAGCCAUAAAAAUACAUUUGGAGCAAAGGUCGGUUUAAAAUAAAAUGAAUACGUGGACCAAUUAUUGUACUUAAGUACAAGAGUGUUGAUUGUCACUCCACAAAUCAAAAUCUGCAAAGUAACUAAAAUAAUUAAAUACAUGUAAUGGAGUGGAAGUACACUUUUUACCUGUGAAUUGUAGUGGGGUAGAAGUACAAAGUAACAAGUAAAGGAAAUGCUUACGUAAAGUAGCCUACUAGUCCCUCAUAAUUGUACAAAUACAGUAAAUCUACUCAUUGACUUUACACCACUCCACAUGGUGAUUGGUGCAUACAUGAUACCCAAAAUCAGGGUGGGGAUGCCCUUUUUCAAGCUAAUGGGGCCUCACAGCCCCUUAAAAUAUGUGUCUUGUAUUAUCAUGUGUGUUAUACUUAUAUUCCUCAAAUGUUUCCAAUCUUAAUAGCUCUUUGAUUGGACUUUUUCAAUGUGGUUUGACGUAACCUGAUUGUAUUUGAGUCCUUUCUGUCAUAACCUGAUUUAAUAAUUAAUAAAUAUAAAUGCCUUA